This is a messenger RNA of Colletes gigas, 276 nucleotides long. Its product is annotated as cytochrome c oxidase assembly factor 4 homolog, mitochondrial. Gene Ontology annotation, biological process: mitochondrial respiratory chain complex IV assembly. The coding region runs from base 28 to 243 and encodes 71 amino acids. Gene Ontology annotation, cellular component: mitochondrial intermembrane space. The record is from RefSeq and is a predicted model, not a curated record. NCBI's taxonomy places the organism in Eukaryota, Metazoa, Arthropoda, Insecta, Hymenoptera, Colletidae. The transcript has 2 exons.
UCGCGUAUAGAAUUGUUCGAAUUUAACAUGACUAUCACUUCGAAUCUAACCACACAAGAACAGAAGAAUAUCGAAGAUCCAGUCGAGGAGAUGUUAAAGAAAACUGGAUGUAUGGAAUUGCAUUAUCAAGUUCAAGAAUGUAUUGCAGAGACGCAAGACUGGAGAAAGUGCCAAGAACAAGUACAAAAGUUUAAAGUAUGCAUGAAUGAAUAUCAGAGAAAUCGAGAACAGUCGUAUUCUUAAUUAAUCUCAUAAGCAUGAGGACAAUAAUAAAUU